UGACCUUCACUGCGAACUGUCAAGUAGGUGCGGAAUUCGUUGCUGUCAAGUGUCAGUCGAUUAAUUCAAAAGAAAUUCAUCGAUUAAGUUUAGUGAUAAUUGUUGAGAAUGUUAUUUUGUCUGAAAUCGUGAUUAUCGACGACAUUUUGGGCAUGUAAUAAGAGUUGAUCAAACGUCUACUUUGUGGAUCUGUCAACAGUAUUUAUUUUUGGAGGUUGGGUAGAGAUCAAAUUGAAAGACAUUUAUACUGAACUGAUGACAGGUCUGAAUUCGUUGGCAAUACUCAUUAUGUGCGAAUCUAGAAAACAUCAUGAACUUCUCCCUGAGUCAAAGAUGCUCAGUCACUAAUUUCUAUGCAACUUAAUCAUGUAUUUGACACAACUUGCGAAUUGACGUUUCAAUAUCUCUAGUUUUGUAGGGCAUACCGAACUAUAUGCUUAAAGUAUCAUAUUGUAAUCUAGUUGAACUAUCUUUUCAGAUUUUAGUGCCACAGUACACUUGUAGUAGAUCAAGUAUUGAAAAUUUUCAAAAGGAGUAAACAGCACAAUGGCUGUAAUAAAACAUGCCUUGCAACGAGAAGUGUUCACUCCUGCUGAUGAAAAACUACUUUCUUUAUGUCAUGUUUGCAAGGCAUUCAAAAAAAAAAAGACUAGCUUUUUGUGUAUAACCUCAGCAACAGACAUGCCAGGAUCCCUGUUACUCUAUCAAGUAAAGAAAAACGACAAGAAUGCUUACAAAAAAAAGCAGUCAUGGUCAUUGACUGACAUUCGAAUAAUCGAUGGUGUUGGAACUGAUUCAUUAGACUUGGAAAUACAUAUUGAUAAGGUUUAUAAAUGGACAGCUACGUACGCUCAAGAGAGAAGUACAUUUGUACGUAACUUGUACACAUAUUCCUGCAGUAUGCCACAGAGGCCAGAAUUCAAAAAUGUACCUAAUGAUUGGAUGAUAGAUCCCGCAUCACUAAAAGAAAGUGACAGUAUCAUCUUCACACCAGAUUUAUUGACCUCACCCAUAUCUUCCGAUUAUCAACCAAUUACUGAAAAAGAAGCUACGUAUCUUGACUCGCUAGUCUGUGGUUGCGAUUAUGCAGUAUCUGAUGCAGAACGAUUUAUGGAAACGCUAUCUAAGGAUCUAUCCAUACUAGAUGGGCAAAAUGUGCAGUCCGUCCUACUCUCUGAGCCCCAAGUGACUCAAUUAAUGAGUGGCAUUGAGGCUGCCAUAGCUGAAGCAUCUAUGGUGGAGUCCAGGCUCGCCGUUUAUGAUGAGGCACUUGGUAGAAUCCGUGAUGCAAUGGCCAGAGUUGGACAAAAAAAUCAAGCCAUUCAUACCGCUAAUCAUAAUGCCAGACUACUUCUUGAUCAACUUGACGCUGUAAUCACACAGUUGGACAUACCCAUAGAGCACCAACGAACGUUAUCUGAAGCAGAACUGCCUGGAGGUAGAGAAGAAUUAGAAAAAGCAGGUACAGCUUUAUUAAAAGCUACAUCUGUACCUUUGCCACCUGGCCUUGAUAGAUUAGGGGCUGCUUCAGAACAACGGCGACGUCUUGAUAAAUUGAGAGCUAAAUUCUCUCUCAUUGUAGCCAGGCACUUGAAUAAUCUCUUUAUACACUUGGGUAAUGAUGUAGGAGACAUUUCAGCUUCCACCACAGACCUUACCCUUCCAACACACCAGGCUGUGCACCGAGAAUUAGAACCAUAUGCUGAAUUGAUGAGACUGUUAAGAGCUCUGGAUAAUAAAGCCUUCGUACAAUUAACGAAAGUUUAUACCGGCACCAUGAGCAAACUUUACCAAAGAGAUCUGAAGUUGUUCUUUGAAGAUGCAAAAACUCGUGUGACCAGCAAAAAGCUUAAUGCAAAUGUAUCAAAAUCUGGUGGACAAAAAGGUGAUGAGCUAAUAAGCCCAGCACCUCUAUGCUUAUUGGGUGCAGAAGUGUGGGCACCGCAAGGAGAAGGUGCGCUUCUAGAUUUGGUGUUGGAUAGAGCCCUCUCCCAACUUCAACCGGUCUGCCUUGCUGAACAAGCUUUUUGUGUGUCAUUUUUCCAACUGGAUUCAGUGCUUUCUCCGCUGAAAGGUAGUGAAAAUGAGGAGCCCGAUAAUUCUAGCAAUGGGGCGACAAGUCCUGGAUCAGUAACUUCCACUGCCAGCAAGAAACUAGAAAGACAAGUUAAUGAAGAGGUCAGAGCUACCAUGGCUGCCAUAUUUCCCUCACUUGAACCAGAACUUAACAACUUUGUAUCAUAUCUGGAUAAAAUUGACAGCUUCUGGUGUUUAUAUGUACUAGUAAGGUUGUCACAACAUGUGAUGUCAGCACAAGACACAGGAUCUUUUCUUUCCAUGACUUUUGCUUCUGCACUUGUGCAGGUGAAGAGAGCGUUCGAUAAAUUUAUGCAGGCACAAUUGCAGUCCAUUCUGCGCGAUACAAGGGUCAACCGUAGAGCCAAGUGUGGAAUUUUGCCAUACGUUGAAAAUCUCCAAUCUUUUGCCAGAACCGCGGAGAGAAUAUUCAAAAACUCUGAUAGAAAAGUUGAUCUAGAAAAGUGGUACACUAAGCUUGUUGAAGCGAUGUUUGAAGCGAUCGUGAUACACAGUAGUGAACAUCACAAGACACCACCAGAAGUCGUCAAGAUGGAAAAUUUCCAUCACCUUUACGAUCUCUUAUCCCAAUUGAAAAUAUCUGUGUUGGAUCACGAGAGGAAAGAAGCUAAGCAGAAAUAUCACGAUGCAUUGCGAGCCUACGUUAUUCAAUAUUUUGGAAGGCCACUCGAAAAACUGAAUCUCUUUUUCGAAGGUGUGCAAGCUAAAGUAGGGGCAGGGGUAAAAGAGUCUGAAAUCAGCUAUCAAAUGGCGUUCAGCAAACAAGAACUACGCAGAGUUGUAAAAGAGUACCCCGCUCGUGAGGUGAAAAAAGGUUUAGAGAAUCUGUACAGGAAAGUUGAAAAACAUCUCUGCGAAGAGGAAAAUUUACUCCAGGUUGUCUGGAGCGAAAUGCAGCGUGAAUUUAUUGCACAGUACAAAUAUAUCGAAGAAUUGAUUCAGCGUUGCUAUCCAGAUAGUAUGGUGACCCUAGAAUUUACCAUUCAAGAAAUUCUAGAAUUUUUCUCCGAAAUAGCGAGAUCACAUUAGGUAUUUCCGUGGAGUCAAAGAGCAGAUGCAUAAAAUAAACCAUAACAGUCUAACAUAAAACCACUUGCAGUGUUACAUUCUUCACCGCGCAUCACAAGAUACUGUAAAUAAUUGUGUAAACACAUUGUAGAUAUCUAAGUCCACUUAAUUGAACUUGUAAGCUGACAUACAUUUAAAAAUAAAUACACUAUUUAAUUAAA
This is a messenger RNA of Athalia rosae (coleseed sawfly), 3326 nucleotides long. RefSeq names its product exocyst complex component 1 (gene Sec3). Bases 547 to 3126 code for a protein of 859 amino acids. Gene Ontology annotation, cellular component: plasma membrane; exocyst. The record is from RefSeq and is a predicted model, not a curated record. Gene Ontology annotation, molecular function: phosphatidylinositol-4,5-bisphosphate binding. NCBI's taxonomy places the organism in Eukaryota, Metazoa, Arthropoda, Insecta, Hymenoptera, Athaliidae. Gene Ontology annotation, biological process: exocytosis; Golgi to plasma membrane transport. The transcript is spliced from 11 exons.